Molecule: messenger RNA, 7376 nt
Organism: Syngnathus acus (greater pipefish)
Lineage: Eukaryota; Metazoa; Chordata; Actinopteri; Syngnathiformes; Syngnathidae
Gene: dipk2ab
Product: divergent protein kinase domain 2Ab
Exons: 5
Coding region: 1054-2418 (454 amino acids)
Source: RefSeq, a predicted model, not a curated record
AGGCCCCACCGCUGCUCCAGCCGUCACCGCUUACUUGGCCGCCUGGAGCUCUCCGUCGUGAGGCCACAUCUCGGCAGCUAAACUGGAAGGACCGAACACAAAGAAUCAGUGUGCGCACGCCAUGCUAAUCUGCUUGCUCGUUAGCCGCGCCGUCUUGCUAGUCUGUUGUCCUAAUAGGCAUGUCCUAAUGAGCUCUAAUUGAAGACGGCUAAUUUGCAUGGCUGGACUCAUUGUCUUUCUGGAAGCAUCUUAAAGCUCAAAGGAAUCUAAUAUGAUUUGGUCUUGGAUGAUCCGCCGUCCCCGAUUCCAGAUUGGAGUCACUUUGUUCUGCGGUUAUUUCUUGACACGACCCCUUUGUGCCAGACGGCGAGACGAUUUUUCCCGAUGGCAUUUAUUUUUCGAGCGUGAGGGACAGUAACAGGGGCCAUUUUUCAAAGCAUAUCAAAGCAGGACAAGUUUGAUCAGAGAUUGGACCUUGCAUUCUUCACAACGCAGCGCUGUAUAGGAAAGUGAUACAAUUGCAGAAUGAGGAGCACCUUUUUAUUUGCACUCGAGAGAAAGGCGUUUCACUCUUGGUUUGAUAGCCGCCUUUAUAUUCUCACCAUCGCCUUGCUUUUAUUUAUCGUUUUACUGUGAGUGCCCAUAAAAUGAUUUUCUUAGAGAGAAAAUGUUCAAACGGGCACUGGUGGUUUGAUUUUGUCGGCCACUUUCUGUCUCAUUUGUGGACAAAGGUAUGGAAAGUUCUCAGAUGAAACAAUUAGAAUUUCUCUGGCAAUUGCUUCUUCUCAGGAAACGGGCCUCUUUCAAGGUAGCGCACAUUAAGUCGUCAUUUACCGGCUUGCUAGCUGAAAGUAGCCCGUCAACAGGAAGCUUGGUUGAACAUGACUCACCGGCCAGUUGCAGGGACUGCCAGCCUCGCCCCAGCUUGUGGCUCUAGACGCCAACCCGACGCGCCAUGACGGAGAGGCGUUGAAGUCAACUCUCCGACAGCCAUCUGGAUAACGCUCCCGGCCGCCGAAGCCCUCGAGACCACACUUCUGUCCCGUCCCCACCAUGCUGCGCUUCCUCCCUCUCAAACUCGGCCGCGUGUACCGCUGUCUGAAGCUCCUGUUUGUGGUGGGACUGUUUGUCAUCUUGCUGAUGAACACCCACAACCUGUUCGCCUCGUUCCAAAAGAACGAGCUCACGGACCGUCGCUUCAUCAACCUCAACAAGUGUCCCGCCUGCUUCGGCACCAGCUGGUGUCGCAAAUUCAUGAACGGUCAGGUUUCCUUUGAGACGUGGGGGCGCCUGCGCUUCCUCGACAUCUUCAACGUCAAGAAUGUUUACUUUGCCCAAUACGGAGAGCCCAGGGAAGGCACGCGUCGCAUCGUGCUGAAGCGGCUGGGUUCCAACCAAGAGCUGGCCGAGAUAGACCAAAAGAUCUGUAAGAGGGCCACGGGCAGGCCUCGCUGCGAUCUCAUCCAGGCCAUGUACAAAACUGAAUUUGCUAGGAUCAAUGGCGACGUUCGUCUUCUUACUCCAGAGGUGGUAGAGGGCUGGUCAGACCUGGUACACUGCCCCUCUCAGCGUCUGCUGGACCGUGUGGUUCGACGCUACGCCGAGACCAAAGACUCUGGAAGCUUUCUCCUCAAGAACCUGAAGGACACGGAGAGAAUGCAGCUGCUCAUGACCUUGGCAUUCAACCCGGAACCACUUGUCCUGCAGAGUUUCCCGUCGGACGAAGGCUGGCCUUUCGCCAAGUACCUCGGGGCGUGCGGGCGCGUGGUGGCCGUCAACUACGUGGGCGAAGAGCUGUGGAGCUACUACAACGCGCCCUGGGAGAAGCGGGCGGACCUGGCCCGGCAGCUGAUGGACAUCGCCGAGCAGCUGACCAACAACGACUUUGAGUUCGCCCUCUACCUGCUCGACGUCAGCUUCGACAACUUUGCCGUCGGCCCCCGCGACGGAAAGGUCAUCGUGGUCGACGCCGAGAACGUCCUAGUGGCCGACAAGCGACUGAUCAAGCAGAACAAACCCGAGAGCUACGACGUGUGGUACGAGAGCCGCUUUGAGGAGUGCGACCGAGAGGCCUGCCUGUCCUUCUCCAAGGACUCUCUAUGCUCCCGGGUCAUGGUGGACCACAACUACUAUGCCGUGUGCCAGAAUCUGCUGUCGCGCUAUGCCACCUGGCGCGGCACCACUGGGGGCCUCCUCCACGAUCCGCCCGCCCACAUAGCCAAAGACGGCCAGCUGGAGGCGCUGCUGGACGAGUGCACCAAGCCCAAGAAGCGAUACGGACGCUUCCAGGCGGCCAAGGAACUGCGCGAGUACCUCACGCGGCUCUCGGCCGCCUCCUCGCCCGCCAGGAGCAGGACGGCGUCUACGGAAGAGCCUUCGGUUUCAUGGACUGAUUUACUGACUGGCUUUGCCGCCUGAAAAGAGGAGUCGGCCGCUAACGAGAUUCUGCUGGGGAGCGCAAUGCAGAAUGCGGGAUAGAAAUCGGGAGCAACCUUCUCGGAUGGUUGCACCAUUUGAAAAGGAAGGGGGCGGGCUCUGAGCGACACUUUGCUCGCAGGCUAAUGCAACAUGUGCGAUCAAGCGACGCUGACCUCACCCCCCCGGCCCCACCCACCACACGCUUCCGCCGUCUUGCCGCCUCAUUUCAUCAUCACGUUUCAUGACAACAUUGAAUCGAACACCUAUGAAAGUUUGCCCGGGGGGGAUCUUUCCUUUUUUAUCCCCGCUUUCUUUCAUGGCUGCAUUUAAAAUGCUGCAUUAACAUUUUUGCUGCACCACCAAUCUUAUUUUUAUUUUUUUCCUCUCUGUAGCGUGCCACAGGGAAGGCAGAGGUAGCUUGAAUCUCCUGUCGUCAGGUGGAACCGAGAAGGCAGCUCAGAUAAGUCCGAAUAGCCUGCAGCUCCAAUCAAUCGCGUCGCUCGCAGGGUCUGUCCCCGUCGUGGUGGUGGCGGCAAUCAUCGUCGUUUUCUCCCCCCCCCCUACCACCUUUUGUGAAUAGGAACUGGUGAGAACAACAGAUACUCUUAUAGGAAAAAGAAAGGAGAGAACUGCACAGUCCCGUGACGAUAAAACCAAAGAGGCUGAAGGUAAAAUAGAAAACUUGUCCCUCCACCGCAACCAUUUUUUUUUUUGUGGAUUAUUUUUAGUUUGGCAAAACGUGGCCACAAAUGCCCAUUUAAACCUGGCUGCUAACCAAAACAGCAGCAUCUCCUUCGCCCUUCACUGAAAACCUCUGGGAAAGAAUACUUUUCAAAUGUCUCGUUUCGCACCCCUCUCUAUGUUGUGAAUCGGACGUGGCUGGCAGGGUGUUUUGGAAAAGCAAUACGAAUAGGAAAGAAUAAGAAUCGUUUGGCUCCGGGGUUUUUUUUUUUUUUUUUUUUUUUUUGAACAUGCCUCUUCGUUGUGUCCGAUCCGUUUUCCUUGGUCCCGGAAAAGUGACGUCAACGCCCCCCGCUUGGAGGAGUUUGUACAUGCGUGACUUAACUGUCCACUUUUGUACUGUCCGUUUCCUUUGGAGUAUUAUUAUAUCAGCGUUGUCUGAUUGUUCCUGUGCCUUUCAUUCAAAAGUUGUACUUGCAACUUUCAGUGGGUUUAAUUAUUGAAAUAAAAGAUAUAUAUAUCUAUAUAUCUAUAUAUAGAAAUAUACACUUGUGUUUGCACUCUUAUUCAUUCUAACUUGACUGUUAUUUUAUUAUUUCCACAUUCCAGUAGGACCAUUUUGGCCGCACUUCACACUAAAAUUGGAUCCACCGAGUCUGAUGUUGGCCGCUUUCCUUCUUCCUCCUCCUCCUCCCGUUUUGAUCUUUCACGACUUUUGGCCGAGAUCCGCACGUUGUCUACGCUUAAAUCUGUCCUAACGCCAGACCUCCUGGAAUGUUCUAAAAAACAAAAAAAAAAAAAGCUUUUUUUUUUUUUCCUCAGUGAAAACCCAUAAGGUAUGCAGUGGGUUUCAAUCUUUGUGAUAUUACAAAAUUCGCCCGAAGGCAUCCAUUUCACAGAUUUUUCCACUAGUGGGAACAAAUAUUUAUUUAAGUUAAGUUGCACAAGUGUGCACACCCUCUAAUAACGUCUGUGUUCACAAUGAACACAUUUAGAGUUUUUGAGUAUUCUUAAAAUCAACCCUAUCCCAUUGUGUUGAGUGUAAUCUUUGCUGUUUCAGCGCAUUUGUUAAACACAGAGAAAAGCACUUUUUUUUUUUUUUUUCCAUCCUGUAAUUUCCUCUAUUGAACACACCCUUUGGUUUGCGGUUUUUGCACGACGUCACAGCCGCGUGUGGUGUGCGCCGCCGGUCUAACCAAAGUCCCACCACCUCCCCUAAAGUCUCUUGAAUGUUCAGCCUAGCCUGACGAGUGGCUCCAGGGUCGGCCUGCUGGCUGGCUGGCUGGAUGGAGGAAAACACCACAGGCGUGCACCCCCGCCCGCCGCUGCCCUUGAAGUUUAAAUAAACAUGAGGCCAUUUUCAGACGCGGUAGUUUGAAACAUUAAGACUCACGAGGCGAGAAUGCUUGGAAAGGCGAAAAAAAUAUAUAUAUUUCAGAGUUUGCUGAGUGCGUGGAAAGCAAAUAAAGCUGCAAAAAUGUCUCCUUUGAGAUGCUUUUAGCUUUGCUCUUAGUUUAGUCUAUAUUAGCACAAGGGGUGGGACGCAAUAUUGAUAUGGUGAUAUAUAAACGUUACGCUGAGCAUUUACACUAGAAAGCAAAAAAAUGUUCAAAUUGUGGGGCUUGUGAAAGGAUGCUGGAAAUAAUUAGGCCGUGCAUUUUGAAAUCCAUCCGUUCGUGCUUAUCAGCGCAGGACAAGAGUGAAAGGCAGAGGUGGAUAUCAUUGUCGCAAAUGUAUUACUCUGGAUGUGCAUGUCUCGCCUGCUGAUAUCUUAUUCAGGAGGCAGGCCGGUCUUGUGGGGGUGGAUGUGCACGCCAUAUGCCCGAUUACAGUGAUGCGGCGGGAUGAAAAAUGGGCAACAACAAAAAGCAAAGUUUCCUGCUGGACGUGCUGUAAAGUCUAUUUCAUGCUCUGGCAAGCCUCAGGCUCAGAGCCAUUUUUAGUCCCGAAAUGACCUAUAUUUAUUUUUUUUGGGGGGGAGACCGAAAAGGAGGAGGGCUUUGUGAGCGAAAGGUUAUGCACAACAGGGCUUGUGUUUGUGUAAUAGUGCGCACCCUGGCCUGAUGUUUUUUUUUUUAAGGGGGUCGGGUUUUUCCGAGCUUGGCCGCGGCUCAGGAGAAGCAAUCCGCGGGCCAGAGGAGCCUUCCUGCUAAAUCAUCACUAAUGCAAUACACGGGAGUUGCUCGCAGCAAUGUUCCUGGCAGCCUGCGUGCAUCCCUUCAACGUGAUUAUGUCACGCUUCUACUAUGCCUCAUUUAGAUAAGCUGUCGCGCAACCCAGUCUCGACACGAGAACACUAAGGCUCUCGAAGUUUGGAAAGCGUGGCUCUGGCAAGCGGCUUUGUGGGGGUGGAAAGUAAAUUUGAGAUGUACAAACAAGAAGAUUUGGGGAAAAUGAAAGUAAGUACAGGAGUACCUAGAAAAAGGUGGCUCUGAAUGUCAUGACAGUUCAAAUUGUUGAGACAUUCUUGAAAACGGUCUUGGAACCUUUAUUUAUACAUUUUGUUCUAAUCAACUCUGACAUCUUUCUCCUUCAUUUUAAUACAUGGUGGUUUGAUAGUUAACAUCAAACCUUUGGACCGAAAACACCGACCUUGAUGUGGUGAAUCCAUCCCUAGUGCUUCUAGAAUCUUCAAUUUUUACUUUGACCUUUUGAGGAAAAGCAGUUCAGAAUGAUGCGCGCGUCUCUUCGGCCGCUAAUUAGCUGCGGGCAGUGGCAAUUGAAGAAUCCUUGGAAGUUGUCCGCUUGCUGUGCGAGGUUUUUUUUUUUCUCUGAAGGAUUGCCAUUUUCAAGGCUAUCUGGUGUGAGGAGAGAGGACUUCGCUGCUUUAGUUGCUCGAUGUGUCCGGAGGCCGUGUCGGGGAAAUGAUUACAAGCUUUGCCAGUGGAGAACAGGUUGGAGUUAACGGCUCUGACGAAUAGGUCGGCCUUUAGUCCCCCCCCACCCCCUCCUUACUUGUAGCUCUACCUGUCUGUUUUUUACAAUGGCGCUGUUAGUCUACAAAUAGAGAGAAAUAUAACAUGACGUAAAAAAUAUUCUAAUUGCUUGUCUACAUAUUUUGCAUCCCACCCAUGAAGUGUGAAAUUAAACAACCGAGUGAAUUUUCUGUUAUUUGUAAUUUUGUACCUAAUUUACAUAACGCCACCCUCACACUUGACAGCUGGACAAGCUUGUGGAUUUAGAGCGUGCCUUGCACCAGACUCGGGCUGCUCACAAACGUAACGGGCAAAUACUUUGAAUGCUGAUGCAUUUGUACAUUCUCACAAUCAAUGCAAAUAUUUUACAUAAUGACGUCCCGCUUUUUGUUUGUACAUUUACAUUUUUAGCUCCUGUAAAUCCCCAGCACACCCCGACCCCCUUUUGACUCAGUUCCCUUGGCAAAUUUUAAAUUGGUCAGUGAUUUUUAAUUGGAUUGGACAGGUUUGCCAGGUUCGGUUUCAAUUGAUUUUUGUUUUUGUUAAUUGUGGCUAUACUGUGUGGUCUCUUCCACUUUUAAACGAGAAUAGCUCAAAUGCUAGCUAGGUUAUUUUUGACAAAAUUAGUGGCAGCUUGCUGUUAGCCGACAAAGAACAUUUUCAAACGUCCCCUUCGUGCUUAUGUAUUGUUUUCCCUCCUCCCCUUGCCCUUGUGUUUUCCUCCAUGACGCACAGCUAAUGGAGCCGUGCUGUGUCUCCCGUAUCCCAGCUCUAAACGGGGAACAGGUCAUUGGCGCCAUCAGACUAGCGCCAUCCGGCAAGAGCCCAGAGCGCCUCGCCAUGUCAUUAUCCCGGGACGUGCGGCCGUUUACAAGGCACAUUAUCGUCUGCCACAGACAGGACUCGCUUGGCCUGACGAUUGGAAGCUCAUCAUUGCUUCACCUCCCCUACCAACACGACUAUCAUCAUCACCACUCGCCAUCCUGUUGUCCCUGGGUACAUUAGCCGAGAACUCAGGCCUGUGAUUUUAAAUAUGACAAAUUCAAAAGAAUCAAUUAUCCACCCCUGCUGAAAACAAAGUAUUAUCCAGAAAUAACGUCAUCAAGUUGCAGGAGGGGACGCUUAAUCUCCUGAUCUAUUUUAUAUAUAUAUUUUUGGAUAAUGCAGCUCUCACCAUAUGGCGCACUGUGACUCAAGCGAGAUGUAAUGAGGAGUCAGCAUGCUGGAGAUGGUGACAUUUACGCUGAUUGUAAUAUUUUGUCCCUCCCGUUGUCGUCAGGAUGUCGGCACGAAUGUUUGUCGCAUAUUCCCUGUCACACUAUUGUGAAAUGAAAUAUUUUUUUAAUAAAACAUUGAAAACAA